CCACAUCGGUUUCCACUUCAACACAUCGGUAGUCAUCACAGCCACGGCCAUCCACACGGAGGUCUUCCUGAACGCCAUGCAUGAUGUACACCUUCUCCGCCUCGCUCAGCGCCACCGACGCCAUGCCGCCUCGCCGCCCGCGCGCCGCACGUCAUCCGCCCGCCUCGCCCCCGCGCCGACCGCGCCCCCCCCGCGCCCGUGCGUCAUCAACCCGCGCGGCGGCCGCUCCUGCAGCCGCCGCCGCCGCCACUCUCGGGAGCUCGAUGGGCUUCUCCUGCGCGCCGCCCCGUGUCUGCCCGAGUGCAGGGAGCCGAGGCGCCUCGUGCCGGGGAGCCAUCGCUGCAGCCCGAGGCCGGGUCCCGGGUCGGGGUCUGCAGGGGGAGGCGACGGCGGCGGCAGCCCCACCGGGGGUCUGGGACUGGGAAACUGCCUCCGGCUUCACGGGGGCAGUGCCCAAAGGAAAUGCCACUAAAGAGUUCAUCGAGAGUUUACAGCUGAAGCCCGGACAGGUGGUGUACAAGUGUCCCAAGUGCUGCAGCAUCAAGCCCGACCGUGCCCAUCACUGCAGUGUUUGUAAGCGGUGCAUUCGGAAGAUGGACCACCACUGUCCCUGGGUCAAUAACUGUGUUGGCGAGAACAACCAGAAGUACUUCGUCCUGUUUACAAUGUACAUAGCUCUCAUUUCCUUGCACGCGCUCAUCAUGGUGGGAUUCCACUUCCUGCAUUGCUUUGAAGAAGACUGGACAAAUCUCCUGCAAGCCUAUGGACUGACCAGGGAAGAAACAGCAGAAGCCCGAAUCUCUCUUCAUGAAAAAAAGCAGCCCCUUAAAGUCAGUUCCACAGAGUGCAGCUCCUUCUCGCCACCCACCACCGUGAUCCUCCUCAUCCUGCUGUGCUUUGAGGGGCUACUCUUCCUCAUUUUCACGUCGGUGAUGUUUGGGACCCAAGUGCACUCCAUCUGCACAGAUGAGACGGGCAUUGAGCGCCUCAAACGGAAGCACCAGCCCAGGCAGCACACAGGCAGCUGGGAGUCGGUAAAGCAGACCUUUGGCGGGGACUUCUCCCUGAACUGGUUCAACCCCUUCUCCGGACCGUGUCACCCAGAGCCUCUGCGUGACAGGGACUGGGUGCGGCAGGUGGCAUCGCUGUCAGACACCGACAACACGGAGACGACGACGGAGGAGCAGUCAGAGGAGGGGAAGUACAAGGACUCUGUGGAGGUGAUAGAUGAGUAAUGCUGCUGUGGGAGAGGGAUGGACACUAAAAAGUCACUGUCAAUCUGUACACUGGCCUGUGGCUACGGGGUUCGUGGGCGCGACGCGCUCCCCUGCACGCGCUACUUCCCUCAGGCCGCUCACUUGGCGUUGCUGUCCUUUGUAACCCACUCCCACUCCCCGUGUUGAGCCAGGUCUCGGGGUGGGGCCUGAACUAGGGUGACACAAGGUUCGAGGGACUUUUUCUGAGUUCGUCUAAGAGGAGUCCGCCAGGAGAGGGAGUGUCAGGAACCAUUCUCCAGACUGGAUGUCCUUCGAGUUUGCGCAGCGUCCCCCAGCAAAGGAAGCUCUGAACAGGGCAGCCCGGGGACAGAAAAGAACUUGCCUUUGGCUUUUCUUGGGAUGUCUGUCUUCUCUUGGGAAGGUUGGGGCCCUGGCUCCUGGCUUUUGAGAACUAAGGCCAUGACCUUAUGAUGGAAGGACACAGCAGGGCUGGCCUUAGGGACCUGAGGUGGGACACUGACAUCAGGAGAGAUCAGCCGGGAAAGGGGCCCCCUGCUGCCUGCCUGAAUUCGGAGAAAGGCCUGGCUGCCGCAACUACCUUUAAGGGUCAGCUGUGGUUUGAGAGAGGACCCCAACACUAGGCUACAGACACACACGUGCGGGACGUGUCCAGGUUGGAAACAAGCCUGAGUUAUGACAGCUGCGCCAAAACUUAGCUCCCGGUCCGUAGACUUUAGUCCUCAUAGAGUCAGCUGGGCGCUGUCCUGCCUUGUGGCUACAAAUCUGUCCAUUCCCAGGUGGGAGUUGGGGGAGGACCUGUUUAGAGCUCCUGGGGACUCAGACCUCCCCCACAAGAACAGAAUUUAACUCUCCCUCCUGGAGGGAGUCUAACAACCACAUGGGCAGAACUGACCAGAAACCGGCCGAUGUGUUUAAGGCCAGUUCUCCCAAGGUAGUGCCCAUCUUGUCUCUGAAAGGAUGGGUGGUGGCCAGGGCCUGUAGAUUGAUGAACCAAGAAGACAGACAAACAGACACACACAUACCCCGCACACUCUACCAAGAUGAGCCUGGACCCUGGUCACCCCAUUUGAAGCCUGAAGGCCUGAGCAGGGUUCUUGGGCUCCAAAACCCCAUUCCAGCGGUUCCUGAAGCAGCAUCUUCUGCACAAAGUCCAACAGAAGGAUUGGUGUCCCACUUAGGUAUAAGAAUGGAUUCCCCACCCCCCACUGCCAGCAGAGGCCUUUGUUCUUCUCUUUGGCCCAUUGCCCUGGAAUUGGCUGGCACCAAUAUUGGUGGCUCAGGCACUAAGGCAGAGCCUGCCCACGCAAGGUCUCUUUUCAGGGCCCCUCUUCCAGCUCGAGGCAGAGCGUGAGUCCUGGUCCAGGGGGGCCUGUCGUCCCAAUUAAAUGGGGAAGAAGGUCAGUAUUUGGAGGUGCCACCUAGGACACUUAGGAAGGCUGUGGUGACCGUGAGAAAGAAAGGAGGGCCAGGCAGUGACCUAGUCCUUGGACAGCAUCCUUGGGCAUUCCAUGAAGGGCAGUGGUUCUGUCAGACCCCCUGCCUAAAUUGAUGACCACCAGGCUCUGGGGUUAAUUGCUCAGAGGGGCAGGUGUUCACAGAGCCAUCUCUGUUCUAACCCCUGCUCAGAGCUCUCUGAUGAUGUCCCAUGAGAGGGCUGGUGGCAGGCGUCGCGUUGACAGAGCAACCAGAAAGGCUCGGGCCUUCCACAGCCAGGCCGUGGGCCAAUCUUCUUGGUCCAUAUCAGCUUUCCUAUUUAUUAAUAGUUAACAAUGAUGCCCAUUAACUCGAAGUCUGGGCAGGGCGUUGCUGCUCACCCCUUUGGGAGAGAGCUGUCCUCUGACCGUGGAGGCCUGCUCUUUGUUGUCCUGACCCAGAAGGCAGCCCUGGGGUGCCAGCAGGGCGGACUAUAUACCCAAGAGACUCCAGGCAGUGCCGCCUGAGUCCCUGAGGGGGCCGCAGUCAGAGGGUCAGUUAAGGGGAGACAGUUCUCUGGUCACUGUUGGCUGACGACAUCAGUCUGCCAAGUUCAGGCCCGAGGUCAGAGGUGUGUGCUUGAGAAACGUCCUUGCACAGUGGGAUUGAAACUGCUCUUCCUUGGGGUGUCUUGGUCUGAAAGCAGAGGUCCCCAUGAGCCCUGAAGCCUGUUCUGUUUUCAGAUUGGUUGGUGGGAAGGCGUUUUACCCGCACAGAGUCAGACCUGGCCCGUGCCUCCUUGCUGAGCCCAUCUCCGUGCUAGACCUCAGACACCUCAGACCCUGUCCUGGGAGGGGCUGCACUGGGCCCUAGCCAGGGCUGCGUGGGUGAUGACCUGUCCAACCCCCACACCAGUGACACAGUGGCCUUCCCUCUGCGGUGGCUGGUGACAGCAUAACAUUCUGCUUAGCCUCAAACUGACAAGACGAGGGCCAACAGGGAGGGAGGCUGGGCGCAAACUUCUGCCUCUUUCUCUGAAUAAAAAGCUCUUUGCUCGA
This is a messenger RNA of Diceros bicornis minor, 3709 nucleotides long. It is a transcript of the gene ZDHHC3, whose product is annotated as zinc finger DHHC-type palmitoyltransferase 3. NCBI's taxonomy places the organism in Eukaryota, Metazoa, Chordata, Mammalia, Perissodactyla, Rhinocerotidae. Gene Ontology annotation, biological process: protein targeting to membrane; peptidyl-L-cysteine S-palmitoylation. The record is from RefSeq and is a predicted model, not a curated record. Gene Ontology annotation, molecular function: protein-cysteine S-palmitoyltransferase activity. Bases 81 to 1235 code for a protein of 384 amino acids. Gene Ontology annotation, cellular component: Golgi apparatus; endoplasmic reticulum. The transcript is spliced from 8 exons.